GGGUCUCCCGGGCGGUGCCCGGUGAGGCGCAGCCGCCGCGGGCUGUGCCGAGGGGCAGCCCCGCUCCAGGCGCGCAGGGCUGCCGGAGCCCGGCCCCUUUUCCCGGGGGCAGCUGCGGGCCUGGAGCCGCGGGCCGGGAUGAAGCAGGCGCUGGUGGACGACACCGAGGAUGUGUCCCUGGAUUUCGGGAGCGAGGAGGAGCUGGCGCUGCGGAAAGCGCGGAUCAGGCACCCACUGGCCACCUUUUUCCACCUGUUUUUCCGAGUGAGUGCUAUUGUUACCUACUUGUUCUGUGACUGGUUCAGCAACAGCUUUGUUGCCUGUUUUGUCACUAUUCUCCUCCUUCUAUCCUUUGACUUUUGGUCUGUCAAGAAUGUGACAGGAAGACUCUUGGUUGGUUUGCGUUGGUGGAACCAGAUUGAUGAAGAUGGAAAAAGUCACUGGGUGUUUGAAGCAAAAAGGGUGCCUACAAUAGCUGCCUCAACUGAAGCUGAAGCCCGAAUCUUCUGGCUUGGUCUCAUCAUCUGCCCAGUGAUUUGGACAAUGUUUUUCUUUAGCACCUUGUUCUCCUUGAAGCUGAAAUGGCUGGCUCUCGUGAUUGCUGGGAUCUCCCUCCAGACUGCUAAUCUAUAUGGCUACAUCCACUGCAAGUUAGGAGGACCAAAAACCAUCAGCAGAGUAACCUCAAGGUUGUUUGGCACCACAGAUGUUCCCAAGAGACAGAGCAGGAGAAUUGCAGAAGAUGGCACUGAAGAUCAUGGGAAGACAGGCACUAGGUAACCAAAUAAGGAAGAGCUAAAGGAUGAGC
This is a messenger RNA of Agelaius phoeniceus (red-winged blackbird), 808 nucleotides long. It is a transcript of the gene TVP23A, whose product is annotated as trans-golgi network vesicle protein 23 homolog A. The record is from RefSeq and is a predicted model, not a curated record. Gene Ontology annotation, cellular component: Golgi membrane. Lineage: Eukaryota; Metazoa; Chordata; Aves; Passeriformes; Icteridae. Gene Ontology annotation, biological process: protein secretion; vesicle-mediated transport.